AUGGAGAACAGAUCAGCAGCGAAAAGAUCAAAAAAAGUUUUAUGUGUGUGUUUGUUCACCGCUUGCUUCCUACUCUCUUAUACCAAGUGCAAUGUCAAAACAAACGAGAGUAAUGAUUCGAACGAUGAAAUAUUUAGCAAAUACAUAGGGAAGGGUUAUGACAUUCUGUUUGGUUAUCCAUUACCAAAUAAUGAACUUAUUGAAGAUCCAGGUUUUAAAGAGAUAAUAAUUAACACUAGUAACUGUAUUGAUGUGAUUAAUGAAAAUGUUUGUCAAAAAGGGGAAUAUUUUAAUUUUAUAGAUAACAUAAAUGAUGUUACCAAUUUAGCCAUGGAUAAUAUAAAUGUGGACCAGUUAGAUCGAAAUAUAAAACCAUUUUCAGCAUCCAUGCCAUAUAGUAGUUAUUUUGUUAACUUAGAAAUGGAAAAGAAAAAAUACCUUGUUGUUCAGAAUAGUUGUGUUCAUACUUAUGCUACAUAUAAUUUAAGAAAUUUUACAAACAAUAUUAACAAGAAUUUUUUAGUAGAUAUUGAAAAAUUACCUAUAUUAUCAAAAAAAAAAAAUGAAAAAAAAUGCCCCAAAUUGUUAUAUCUAGGUGAUCCGAACAGUGAAUAUUGCUCAAAAUAUAUAAAACCAUGGAUGAAAUUUUUUAAAAAAUAUGGAACACAUUUAGUUAUUGCAGCACAUUUCGGAGCAAAGUCUUUUAACACGUUGGAAAUUACACUCCAGAAGUUAGAACAGAUCAAGAUAUACAACUAUAAAUACCCCCUUAGGGACGUCCCUUACUUGAACGUGUUUAGCUUUUCCCCACUACUACGGGAUAUUCUGGAAGAGGCGAAUGAUAGUAAUAAUAAUAAUAAGAAGAAGAAGAAGAAUAAUAAUAAUAAGAAGAAUAAGAAUAAGAAGAAGAAGUACAAUAAGAACAAUAAUACAAACAGUACGAAUAGUGAUAGAGAACAAACACCUGUUAGAGGUGAUCUCGAAAAAGACAUUGUCUCCAUGAAGAUGGGACAAAACAAUUCAAGUAAUCAAAUUAGUAGUCUAGAUAUCAGGGGUGGAACCACAAUGGAUGAACGGUGGAAUGAUUUGACUUACGAAAUUUGGAAGAAUUCAGUUUAUUCCAAUAUUAUACCAAUUUAUCUUGAUUUGAUUUCUUUAAACUCAUUUAUGCGUAUAGAAAAAAAAGAGUCAUAUAAGACAGCUCUUUUGUAUUAUAAUAAUCUCUAUGGAAUAGACAAAGAAAAUUUUUAUCUUUCAAAAAAUAUAACUGAUGUUUUAUCAGAUGGUGAACAAAUUACUGGUUCAGCGAAAGGGUCCUUAACUUUAAGUUGUCCUGUUGGUUAUAUCAAAAGUACUGGUUUUAUACUUAUUAUUAACAAGUCAGAAAAGUUAAAAAGUUUGAACAGUCAAGGAAAAAGAAUCAAAAUACAGCCAUGUGAUAAUAAAGGGGAAUAUGAUAUUUCUUGCGCUUACAGGACAAACAGCAUCGAUGUAGUCACUUUCGGCUGGAUGUACUGCGUGAAGCACAGUUUCUUAAGGUUUGAAACUAUAUACAUGGACAGCGAUGGUAGGGAUGAUAGUGAUGAUGAUGAUAAAAACAAUGGCAGCAUUGGUGGCAACACUGAUGGAAGUAAUAAUGACAGCAGUUACGGUGGGAAAACCCCAUCCAGGGAAAACUCGUUAAAGAUAAUAUGUUCUGAGGGAAACACUCUAGCAUUUGGAUUUAAAAUGAAAUUAUCAAAAAAGGAAAAUUUAGAAAAGAUUAAAGUUAAGCCUUGUACUGCUGGACAAAAUAAUUGUACUAUUAACCAAACGAAGAAUGAUUCUGACUAUUUAUUGUGGGGAUUUUGCAUCCCUUUAUCUUUUCAUAGUAUUUCAUUAUUACAGUUAACAUACAUUCAUGACGCAAAUAUAACUACUAAUGUAAUGGGAGCCUGUUCAAAUAAUUACAUAAAUGAAUUUGAUAAUAUUUUUUUAGGUUUUUCAUUUUCUUUUGAUUAUGAACUAGAAGAAGUAAAUGUAUCUCCAUGUAAAAUGAAUUACAAAUUUUGUACAAGCAAAUUAGACAAAAAAAAGAAAAUACCAAAAAACGGAAAGAAGCAUUAUGCCGGGAUGCUCUUGCUGUGCAGGUACGGCGGUGCUGCAGAAAAGAAAUUCACGCACAGAUAA
Molecule: messenger RNA, 2169 nt
Organism: Plasmodium malariae
Lineage: Eukaryota; Apicomplexa; Aconoidasida; Haemosporida; Plasmodiidae
Gene: PLP4
Product: perforin-like protein 4, putative
Exons: 1
Coding region: 1-2169 (722 amino acids)
Source: RefSeq, a predicted model, not a curated record